Molecule: messenger RNA, 714 nt
Organism: Protopolystoma xenopodis
Lineage: Eukaryota; Metazoa; Platyhelminthes; Monogenea; Polystomatidea; Polystomatidae
Source: the annotation of a GenBank genome assembly
GAUGCUCAAGUUGCUAUAUUCAGUGACCUAAAUGCCUUCGAAGAAAUCGUCGGCACCAUCUGCAUUCAAACCACCGAUCCGGGCCGCCUUCCCUCAGAUGUUGAAGCAACGAUAGACAAAGCAGUUCAAGAGACAUUGGAUCGAGCCGAGGGCACCAUCGGACCGACCUCCAGCCAGAUGGCUUUGCCACCAACGGUUUGGCCGUCACCGACGAUGCCGAUAACAGGUGCGACUGCGGUCUGGAAAUUGGGGUAUAGCCAGAAAAGUUGUGGGGAAAAACAAAUUGCUGGUGUGGGAGUAAAUGGCGAAGAGGAAGAUUUUAAAGACAAUGGAGAUGAGGAGGAUGGAGAGGAAGAAGAUGAGGGAGACGACGAAGAGGAAGAAGAGAGGCAAGACAUUGGAAUAUGUCAUCCUGAUGGGUCUCGAUCGGGCGGGCCUCCACGACACGAAGACUCGAGCUCUAUAGUCGUCGCAUGCAAAAGUGCCCUCGGCCGAGCAAGUUCAGUUGGUAGAUCAGUCCGCAAGAUCAGUCUUCCUUCACCUGGUCAAUCAACUGGGCUUUCUGGUCAUCGGGACGUGGUUGCUAGGCCAUCUGUAGGUCACAGCCAGUUUCGGCAGCGUCGCACCUCGACAGGCCUUGGAAUGGCUCUUUCAGGUGGUACUUUGACCAAGAAAGCUGCAGCAAGAACAGAAAUGUCAAAUAUGACUCCAUAA